Messenger RNA from Pseudonaja textilis, 2042 nucleotides. RefSeq names its product heat shock transcription factor, Y-linked-like. The record is from RefSeq and is a predicted model, not a curated record. Gene Ontology annotation, molecular function: sequence-specific DNA binding; DNA-binding transcription factor activity. Gene Ontology annotation, biological process: regulation of DNA-templated transcription. Lineage: Eukaryota; Metazoa; Chordata; Lepidosauria; Squamata; Elapidae.
CUUAUUUCUUUAUCAACUUGCACCUUCUUAGCAAACGCUAAAUGAGGUUGGCUUGGAGGCAAGAUGCAGAAUUCUUGUCUGGAUUUCCUUUUCAGAGUCCACAGCGCAUAGGAAAAAUCCCUGGUGUGGGAUCUUGCCAUGUCUCCACUCUCGGCCUCAAACAUCUUAUAUGGUGCUGGUGGUUGUUCUUUUAAUGGCAAUUUUAAGGUCCUUAGUCCACCUCCUCUCUCUUCCUCUCGCCCCCCCCCCAAAAAAAUCCCCUCUUCUCCUUAAAGCGCAGCUGCAACAUAAGCCUCCUGUCAUUGUGAUCUCGUUUGCUAGGAAACCAGCAUACAUUGUGUGAUGUCACACCCCGUCCCCAGCUAAAAGCAUUGUGAUGUUCUAGAACUCUUUCCUGAAGCUCCUGCUGGAUAGCCUCUAUAUUUUUUUUUAAAUAGACCUGCCGGCACUUUACUCCGGCAUGGUUCGACAACCAGCAUAAUAAUGGCGACCGCUGAAAGUUACCUGGCUGAUCACCGGGAAUUGGACGCUCUUCCGGCUGUGCAGACUCAUCCCGCUUCAGACGAAGAUGAGGCGGCCGUUCCUCCCACGAUUCCCCUCCCCGCCACCCCCCUGCACGACAAAACCGCCGCCGGUGACUUCGCCCUGCGGUCGAUGCUUGAAGAGAACGCCUUCCAAGCGUUGAGCGACGGGCCCUGGGCGAAGCGGCCCCGCCUGUCGCUCUGCGAGGAAGUCGGUCUGGAAGACAACGAUUUCCUCUCGCUCACGUUCCCCAAGAAGCUCUGGAAGAUUGUGGAGAGCGACCAGUUCAAGUCUCUCUGGUGGGAUGACGAGGGCAGCUGCGUGGUGAUUGACGAAGAGCUGUUCAAGAAGGAGGUGCUGGAGCGCAAAGGGCCUAUGCGCAUCUUUGAGACGGACUGCAUGAAGAGCUUCAUCCGCCAGCUGAACCUCUAUGGCUUCAGCAAGAUGAGGCAGAACUUCCAACGGUCGGCCUCCCUGGUCGAGUUUUUAGCGGAAGAAAAGGCCGCGUACGCCUUCAGCAAGCUCCAGUUCUACCAUAACCCCAAUUUUAAGAGAGGAUGUCCUCACCUCCUCGCGAGGUGCAAGCGAAGAGUUGGAAUCAAAAACAUGCCGCCCGUUGCUUUCUCGCUAGAGGAAGAUUUUGGCGAAAUCUGUCUGAAGAGCAGAUCUGGAAGCCCAGAAGAUCCACCUUCCCUGGGAUCUCCUUCCCGGGAAAAUAGUUUCCUGAGCACUUCUCCCAAAGAUAAGAUGCACAAACUGGGUCUCCGGAAGCCACCCGUGACCAAAAGCCUUGGUGGGACACUAGGCCGUCUCAGAAGUGGGUUCGCUCCUUCUCCAGCUCCGUUGAGGUCUUCAGACCAGGGGCCACCUGAGGACACGGAGAACAAGAUCAACCAGCUGGCACCUUUCCACUUGCCCCAACACCCCAACCACGCUCGAGUCAACACCCACGAGAUUGAUUCCACCACGACUACUUCGGCUACCUCUUUGUAUCACGUCAUACCUCCCGUCCCCAACAGCCCCUUCGCGCCAAUGAUGGGGCUGCCCACCUUCCCGACCAUGUAUCCGGACUUAUCCGCCAUGCAAGCUCAUUGGGCCAGCAUCCUUCCCUUUUGCAACCCGUGGUUCUCCAUGCCGAUGAUAGCGGCCGCUUCGGCGAUUUCUAUGUCCAGGUCUUCCCAUCACCACCGAACUCCUUCGUACCACCAUUGUCCUAACUGCAACUGUACGUCCAACCCUCCAUCCGCUUCCAAAGGACCCGGACCCAAAACAGCAGACUAUGCCGGGUACCAUCGAUAAAAAAUAAUAAUAAUAAUAAGGGAGAGGAGAAUUUCUGCAGGCGUUUUUGCAUCUACUUAAAAAAAAAUAAAAAAUCAGGGAAUCCAACCGUGGCCUGGGCUGAAGAAUAAACUUUGUUCUUCCUGUCUGGUUUACCUAGGUGGACUUUCUUUGUAUUUCUUUCACCAUGGAUAACACAGGAGGGAAACUUCAAAAGUUUCCUUCUUUAAAUGCAUAGAUUG